AUGCGGCUCCGGCCCUCAGCAGGCCACUGGCAGGAUGGGCUCAUUUCCAAGUGCCUCAGCCUAACCUGGGAGGCGGGCAAGGGCCUGCGCCCUGGGGGUGCCGUCAGUCUGCUAGUGCCGCUCUCUCUGUCAGAACUGCACCGCCCAAAAAGGCGGCACACAACUCCGGGGGGCCCAGGUCACCGCUCCAGGCGCCAUCAGGGAUCCAGACUCCUCCCUGCGCUCGGCUUCCUCCCGUGGUCACAAGAUGGCUGCCCCACCUCCAGAGCAAGUGCAAAUGCAAAGCGGAAGGGAGAACUCAGAGGGCCAGUGAGCCUCCAUCGUCUUCACGCUUUCCUGGAAGUCCCCACCAACCGCAGGGGCCAGAACGUGCCCCGCGGCGCCCGUCAGAGACCAGCCUCCAGGCAGGCAGGUGUUGGCCCAGCACCCAGGAGAGAUGUGGGCGCCAGCUCCGCGCAGGCUCAGCGGCGGCGGCUCCCGCGUGCUGGCGGCAGCCUCGCCUGCCCACUUGGCCGCCGCCCGGACGCUGCCCCGGGGCAGAGCUGCGAGCCCAGGCGCGCGCCGCCUCGCCGAGCGCCCUCCAGCCGCACGGACGCCGCUGCCCACCCGGCCCGGAGACGGCCCCGGAAGCGCCCCCGGGGUGCGCCGGUCUCCCGCUCUCUGCCGCCCUCUACCGGCGUCAAGGGGGCGCGACAGCUACGCGGCAGGAGGAAGACUCGGAACUGCGGAGAGCGCACGCGCGAGCGCACGGACUCUCCGAGCCGCCCCCCCACCGCGUCUGCGCCUGCGCACCGCCGCCCCGAGGCCGUCUUCCGGUCCGCGCCUGCGCACGAGGGUGCCGCGCGAGCCCCCUCCCCCGCGUCCGCGCACGCGCGCAGGAUCGCGCAGCCCGGGACACGAGGCAGGCGGCAAGUGUCUAGUGGGAGGCUGGGGUAGACGUGGCGGACCUGGCGGCCGCGGGGCUAAUCAAGAGCUAGGAACCGCCAAGGCCGGUCCUAACUUGUGCCUGUUGUCCGGGAGGUUUUCUCCAGGAGGGUGGAGAGGAAGAGACGAGGCCGGGCCUGCGGCCAAGAGAGGGCCCAGCGCGGUGGGGCUGCCGCUGGAAUCGCUGGGGCGGGCGCAGAUGUGAGCCGGUGCCCCCUGGUCUCCGCAGACACUGAGAGUCACCGAUCGCCCCUCCCCCGCUGGCCACACCACACUCGCGCUUCCUGCGCGGGAGGUCUCGGUGCACACCGGCUCCCCGUGGUCUCCGCAGACACUGACAAAGUCACCAAUCGGCCAUCCCCCGCUGGCCACACCACACUCGAAGCGCGGGAGGUCUGGGUGCACACCGGCUCCCCGUGGUCUCCGCAGACUCUGAGAGUCGCCGAUCGCCCCUCCCCCGCUGGCCACACCACACUCGAAGCGCGGGAAGUCUGGGUGCACACCGGCUCCCCGUGGUCUCCGCAGACACUGACAGAGUCGCCGAUCGCCCCUCCCCCGCUGGCCACACCACACUCGAAGCGCGGGAGGUCUGGGUGCACACCGGCUCCCCGUGGUCUCCGCAGACUCUGAGAGUCGCCGAUCGCCCCUCCCCCGCUGGCCACACCACACUCGCGCUUCCUGCGCGGGAGGUCUCGGUGCACCCAGCGUGAUCCCGUGCCCACCCUCUACAGGCCUCGGCGGACACUGACGCCACCCAGUGCCCCUCUCUAGGACAAGCUCUGAGUGGUGCUUCCCGGCCAUGGGGUCCCAGCACUCAGCAUCUGCCCGCACCCACUCCUGCCCCUGGGGGACAGAUGAGACAGAAGGUGACAGCAGCGUGUCUCCUGUCGGUGCUCUGCCUCCUGGCGUCAGGCUUGGUGGUUUUCUUCUGUUCCCACACUCGGUCCUGGUGGAUGACGACGCUGUUAAGCUGGUGAGAGUGGCAUUCGACAGACGGGAGUCUGGUCAUCCUUGACAUCAGGGACUUGACUGAAAAUUUCCUACCCUGGCCAUGUGACCCAGAGCUCUUGGAGACGCACCACUGUGUGACUGUGGGGCUGAUUCCACAGCCGGGCAGCCCGCCGCUCUCGGGGCCCACGUGCCGUCCCCGCCCUGUGGAACAGGGAGCACGCAGCUCUCUCCCCCGCUGCACACUGUGCGUGCAGCAGACUGGACACCUGGGAAAGGCCGGCAGCACCUCAUUCUGAUCUGUUCAGCUGUGCUGAGGGCCCCAGCGGUGAUGGGAGGCCAGCAGCAGCUGCAGGGACCAGAGCCUUGGCCACCCACAAGAAGCACCAGCACCCAGGAUGUGCCUUUCCUUACCUCUUCCCAAAUGCCUAGCAACUUUUUGAAGUGCCAAAAAGGCUUUUUUCCAGUAGAGGACUUGUCGUUUUUCCCCUGCACUCAUUGGCUGGAACAUGGGCUGGGGAUUUGAUAGAAAAAUAAACCAUGGUUUGGACUCA
Oryctolagus cuniculus (rabbit) is the source of this 2426-nucleotide messenger RNA. The record is from RefSeq and is a predicted model, not a curated record. NCBI's taxonomy places the organism in Eukaryota, Metazoa, Chordata, Mammalia, Lagomorpha, Leporidae.